This is a messenger RNA of Amoebophrya sp. A120, 3079 nucleotides long. The record is from the annotation of a GenBank genome assembly. Lineage: Eukaryota; Dinophyceae; Syndiniales; Amoebophryaceae.
AGCGAAAGAUUUUGAUUUCGUAAAGGAGCACGUUUUUGAGUUUGCGUGCUCCACAACCAAGGAUGCGGCUCCGAUUUUCUCUGGGGGGCAAGCUUUCGUGAGUUUCGCCUCCCGUGUUGAAGGUUCACUUCGACACUUGCGCGGACCUGGCCGAAUACAGCGACAGGAGUGGCAGGGCCGGCAGGAAGUGAGACGGGCGCGCGAUCGGCCGCGUCCCGCUCUUAACGGGCCGUGCGUGCGGGUGCGUAGGUCUGGGGCGUAGGCAAGUAGACAAGGUGGAGAAGCGCGGCUUCGGGUACAUCAAUAUUUCGCUUUGUUUCUCGUCGUGGAUGCAUAAUGUACAGAACCUUUUCCACAUGUCACGCACAGCAUCUUACUGUGUUUCGCAUCGACAUACAAUUUGAAUUUCCAACUUUUCUUACGAUCUAUAAUCACAAUGACCUAAAUUCAAAACAGGCACGGGAAACCGAAGAGGAAAGCCGGCUUAUCAACGUGAAAAGUACAUCCAUACCAAUGCAAAUCCAAGUAUUUGGAUGCGAAACGAAAUUUGUAAUGCGCGACGUGUGGUACGAGGAACGAAAACUGGCAAGUUGAUCUCAGCAAAUUUUUGCGAUGCAAGAAAACUGUUGCAUGUACAUGUGGACAAACCAUUUUUAAUGAUUUCAUGGUGUGGUGUGGUAUGGGUCUACUGUUCAGUAGGAUAUAUCGCCACUCCCGGCAGGGGCAAGAAAGAGAUGCAGAUUAUGAUGCAGAACUUCGUGUUCGAGCAACGUCUUGCACAGCGUGCAUCUCGCCUUCCGUGACCAGCUCUGACACUGUCCCCGAGCCUAGCGCUUCGACGCCGGUGUGAUCAGCCCGAUACAAAGACGGGCCGAAGCAAAGGUAAAUAUGAUUCGCAUUUCUGUAUAUCAUUCGCAAUUUUGUUUACAUUGCAAUGUAUAUCAUUCACAAUCUGUCAUUCGGAAAGUACAAUCGACUUUACUGUACCUACCAAAUUUGAUCGUCGGUAGUUUUGUAGCAUCACUGCCUUUCUUUCGCCCGGUUGCGCAUUAAUAUGUUCUCCUCUUGAAAAAACAUCGAAACAGGUUGGCAAGGUCCGUCACGCGACCUUCGUACUUUUUCACCAUGCCGUCCAUCAAGAAAAAUGAAGCUCCCCGACCCCCUGUACCGAGCUCGGACCCCACGCCGGCCGAGAGUCUCCUCACCGCCUCCACCAAGAAAAAGCGCCGUCCUGUUUAUCAAUUGAAAAGAUGUCUGGGUCUAGAUAGCAGUGUUUGUUGAACUUGUGAUGUAUAGUACGUUGGAUCACACGAAAAAUUGUAUUGCAUGAGCGCCAAGAGCUGCUCUUUGCUUUCUUGCUGCACAAACAGGGAAGUUGAAUUUCUCAUGUGGGAAGUGCAACAAGAGACCGUUUUCACUGAUCUGAGUCUGAUACUGAUUCCGAAAGAUGCAUGACAAACUUAAGCAUUCGUCCAGACCCGCACAUAUUUGCAACGCAUACCAUUCCCAAAGCCGCAAGUAGUACAGCGGCUGCUGCAACUGCGACUGCUCCGACCGCAAGAAGUAGUACAACCGGUGGUCCUCCUGCGAGUACUACAACAGCCCCCUCUGAACGCUCGAGCUCCGCGCCGACCACCGUCGUGAGCACUGCCAAAAGCUGCAACGUGAAGAAGGGCAAGGAUUCAUCGGGAAAACCUCCUCCGAAAACCCGAGUAUCAUUGGAAGAAUAAUCUCUCCUUGCUUCUGACGGUUUUGUCAUGCCGAGUGCUAGUGGAAACUCACACUUUUUUCCUGCGCGGGAAGAUCGAGGACUAGGACCCACUUGCACUAGCUGCAGAUUGAAUUUAAAUAGAAACAAAAGUUGGAUACAACUAGAUCAAGAUCGGGUGACGUGAAGUUUCAAUUUGAAUUUGUCAUGCUAAGUACACAUUUUGCUGUUGCGUUUGCGAGUCAAAGCAAGAAGAGGCUGUCAAACAGUGAUACUCGUCCAUAUCAAAUGUGAAUAUGUCUGGGCGGCCUGGAAAUUUGUGAUGCCGGCUUAUGGACAAAUGAAACAGGAGAACAAAAAAGUACAGGCACGCAUGACAGAUUUUGCAUGCGUUCUUUAUCAUCGUGUUUGUGCAUGGCAAACCGGGCAAACCGCAUUUUUACCCGACAGCGGUCAUAAUGCAAUACACACUUUUUCCGAAACCGAAUGAAACUGCAAGACAAGGAUUUACAUGUUGCAUCUCGACGACGGCAGAGGUGGACCCAGACAUAUUUGCAAUGCAUAGUUCGCCAACAUCGACAAGACCACCUACGUAUCCUGUGCAAAAGUAUCGUAUUCGUAUAAAUGCAUUACAAAUUCCCUCAGCAUGAGAAAUAAAAUUUGUCAUGCGGAUUUACCUUAGAAAAAAAAUUUGUAAUGCAAGACUUGCAUUUGUACGAGUGCGAUACUUUUGCAGUGCAUACUACGGCGUCGUUGACCUGUGGCUGCACCCCUAUCAAAUGCAAAAAUGUCUGGGUCUGGAAACUUGUGAUGCUAAAAUGUGCAUGAUGAAAACACUCUCGAAUGCAGUCCGGCAUGACUACUUCCCAAAACGCUUUCUCAUAGGCAAUCCGCAUGAGAAACUGCGUUUUUGCAUGACAAAAGAGGCUGCGACUUUUGUUGGUUAUGCAAUACUUACAGAUUUUCUAGGUAUGGAAAGCUAGGAUUACAAGUUCCAACCUUCCAGACCCAGACAUUUUUACAAUCCAUAACCCCGUAUCACAUGCGAAAAGGUCAUCUGGGUUUGGUGGAUCUGUAAUGCGGUAUUGGCCAUUCGCAGCAUGUCAGCGCGGUAACCUGUGUUGCAUGAGUAAGAACUGUGUCAGACUGGAGCUCACUUUCUCAUGCAAAUAUAGGUAAAGCUAACCUGCUGUGCAUGUUUCGUCCACACGUCCAGGAUUGCAGCAUCUUGGCAUUUGAUACCUCGAUCCCAAUAGCACUGGCCACACACAACGAGCCUGGGGCCCCACUGGUGCGCCAAGCGAGCCAAUCCAUGGAGGAAGACACGACGGGGAGAACACGUUGCUGGAUCGGAAAAGCACGGUUUCCAGG